Colletotrichum destructivum is the source of this 2168-nucleotide messenger RNA. RefSeq lists its product as uncharacterized. The transcript has 4 exons. NCBI's taxonomy places the organism in Eukaryota, Fungi, Ascomycota, Sordariomycetes, Glomerellales, Glomerellaceae. The record is from RefSeq and is a predicted model, not a curated record. The coding region runs from base 682 to 1962 and encodes 426 amino acids.
CCUCUUCCGAAUCUGGCGAAAGAGAACAACCAGGCCGAGGACGUGUUCCUCCCCCCUUCUCCCACGAAAGCCAGGUCAGACUGUGGUAGAUACUUACAUAUUAUGUAGGUUCUGUACAAGGUCCGGUGGUGCGCUCCCGACCAUGGGCUGUGCCACCCCAAAGACGCAGCAUGUCUUCUUGAUCUGGACCCCAAUCACACUCUACACCAACAGCCUUCGUUCAGUUCGGCCAACGAUGUGCAGAUGCCGCUGUGUGCUCCAACGAGACGGACGGGGUCCCUCGCGCCGACCUGCCACCUCUCGUCACAAUCACACUUGCCUCUCCACCUUUCUCUCCUGCAAACACCAAAACACAUAUGAGGCGUCGUUUCGCAUAGCUCGCGAUCUUUGAAACCACGUCCACUCACAUCGUGAGAGCGCUAUUACAGACACUCUCGGCGGCCUAGUCGUCGUAAAUAAUAAGCCCUUCACGAAGCCCUGCCAAAAAUCGCCGCUCUUCCCCGCAGGCAUGUAAGACAGCCAUUCCGCCCUCAGCGAUCGAUAUCUCCCAACCGAGCAGAGCAGAGCAGAGCGGACUUGUCUUGUACCUUUGGCUGUCGAUACACGGUUGACGAUUUCCGACUAGCCCGACAGUUGGCAAUAUUGAAAUACGUCCCCCCCUCCUCGCCUCUGCUUUCCGCAAUGCGGUCUGCGGCCGCUGUUCUUGUGUUCGGCCUCGCCCUCGGCCGGGUUACGGCAAUCCACGUGGCUAAGGGUUCACCUUGCGAGACACUCUGCGGCAACGUACUCGAUGCGACGACGGAAACUGACGUUAUCUGCCGCGAGGGCGAUUACGCCAGCGGCUCUGGUCCCGUGUACCAACAGUGCGUUUCCUGCGAGUUGACAAGCGAUUACUCGACGACAACUCAGACAGACACCCAAUGGCUCUUAUACAACUUGCGAUAUGCCGUCUCGUACUGCUUGUUCGGUUUCCCAGAGAACCCGGAUGUUGGCUCCAGUCCGUGUCUUACAAGAACUGCCUGCGAGCCUUUGCAGAAAGCUGUGAUGUACGCCGAGUUGGCACCGAACAGCACCGAGUACGAGUACUGUUCCGUGUGGGAUCAUAACCAGGUUGGGAGUUGCGCCGCCUGUCUGCGUGCGGGAGACAACCAUUACUUGACCAACUUCCUUACCAUAUUGGACGCCGGGUGCCAACAGAGACCGUCGCCGGGUGCCACGAUUUCUGUGGAGGGUUCCCCUUUCUCCAAGACCCGUGUCAACAUCACCGAACCAACGCCGACAAACACGUACCUGCCGGACUACAACAGCGGUCCCCUCAGCCUCGGCGCCAAGGUCGGCAUUGUCAUCGGAGGUGUCCUACUCAUCCUGGCCGUAGCAGGGUUCUGCAUUGUCUGGAACGGGAAAAGGCGGCGCAGAGCAUUCUUGAAGCAGCUUGAGAUGAAGCAGCAGAGCGGCGGCCGCUCCGGUUGGCCUACGCCCCUCAACACCAGCGGCAUCAGCGGCACUCCUCUCAGCCAGAAGCCCCUGCGGAGCUGGGACGACACCCCAAGCACCCAAGGGCAUACGCGAGGUUGGGACGAAUCUCCCCUGAGUCCCCAGGGAGAGAAGGCGUUUCCGAGGUAUUUCUCUCCAUACUCGUCCCAAUACAACAGCCCCGUCAGCGGCAACGAGGCGCAGAGCAUGCAGUGGCCAGCCGGCAACGCGGUUCCCAGAGGGCCGCUGCAGCAUAUCGGGAUUGCGCUCGGUGGCGAUGAUCCCCAGGGCAGCUGGAAUGAUUCGAAAGGAAAAGAGAGGUCAGAGUCGUAUGAGUUGAGGGAGGUUGAGCCCGACUGGGACGCAAGACAGAGAUACCCGAGCCCACCCGUCGUUCAACAGCCACCACACACAAUGUAUGCGGAGCACAACCCAGCAGCCUAUCAUGGCCUGACGGAGGAGGACCUGAGGAGAGGAUUUGCCGCCUAGGGUGCAGUGCGCAUGACAUUCAGGGUAGAUGCGUUCGCGUCCGUUGCUCCUUCUGCAAGUUGUUUUGGUUUAGCGGGAGUUUGGAGUUGAAGAUACCGCCUCGGUAUGGUUGUCAUCGGCCUUGAGGCCUGAAUGCAGAAGCCCCUUGGCAAUGACCCUGGAUGUUAUACCAAGUACAAAUAUAAUGAAUUGAUGUCCAACUUUAA